This is a messenger RNA of Candidula unifasciata, 1999 nucleotides long. The record is from the annotation of a GenBank genome assembly. NCBI's taxonomy places the organism in Eukaryota, Metazoa, Mollusca, Gastropoda, Stylommatophora, Geomitridae.
AUCUGAUAGUGGAUCCAGAGGAAGAUUUGACAGAGGCCGAGGCAGUGGAGGUUUUGACAGGGGAGGCCGAUCAGACAGAGAUGGAAGAUCAUUUCAGAAAGGAUCAGAGCCUGGACAGAACUUGAGGAAACCAAAAUGGGAUCUGUCAAAACUGCCCAAAUUUGAGAAGAACUUUUACCACGAGCACCCUGAUGUUGCCAGAAGAUCUCAGGCGGAGAUCCAGCAGUUUUACCAGGCCAACCAGAUCACUGUCCAUGGAGAGUUUGUACCCAAACCUAUCUUUACAUUUGAAGAAGGCUGCUUUCCAGAUUAUGUCAUGGCUCAGAUCAGGAAGAACAGCUGGCAGGCACCCACACCUAUCCAAUCACAGGGCUGGCCCAUUGCUCUCUCAGGGCUUAACAUGGUUGGCAUUGCUCAGACUGGCUCGGGAAAAACUCUGGCGUUUAUACUGCCAGCAAUUGUUCACAUCAACAACCAGCCAUACCUGGAGAGAGGAGACGGGCCUAUAUGCUUGGUUCUAGUGCCCACCAGAGAACUAGCUCAGCAAGUGCAACAGGUGGCUCAAGAGUUUGGUCAUGCCUCUCGCAUACGGAAUGCCUGUGUUUAUGGAGGAGCUCCCAAGCGACCACAGAUUAAAGAUCUAGAGGAUGGAGCUGAGAUCUGUAUCGCCACCCCUGGUCGUCUGAUUGAUCUGUUGGAGUCUAACAAAACCAACUUGCGGCGCUGUACCUACCUGGUGUUGGAUGAGGCCGAUCGUAUGCUGGACAUGGGUUUCGAACCUCAGAUUAGAAAAAUUAUUGACCAAGUUCGGCCUGACAGACAGACUCUGAUGUGGAGUGCUACCUGGCCCAAAGAAGUGCGCAAGUUAGCAGAAGAUUUCCUCCAUGAUUAUGUUCAGGUGAACAUUGGAGCACUGCAGCUGUCGGCCAACCACAACAUCCUGCAGAUAAUUGAUGUCUGCAAUGAGUUUGAGAAGGAAGACAAGCUGGUGAGGCUCCUGACAGAGAUCAUGCAGGAGAAGGAGAACAAAACUAUCAUUUUUGUAGAGACCAAACGAAAAGCUGAUGAUAUCUCCAGACGCAUGAGAAAAGAUGGGUGGCCUGUGAUCUGUAUCCAUGGAGACAAAUCUCAGCAAGAAAGAGACUGGGCACUUCAUGAGUUCAGGACUGGGAAAACUCCAUUGCUACUAGCCACAGAUGUUGCUUCUCGAGGAUUAGAUGUGGAGGACAUCAAAUUCGUCAUCAACUUUGAUUACCCCAACUGUUCGGAGGACUAUGUUCAUCGAAUUGGGCGAACGGCUCGGUCCAGCAACACUGGUACAGCCUACACUCUCUUUACCCCAUCCAACGCCAAACAGGCCUCAGAUCUGAUUGCUGUGCUCAGAGAGGCCAAGCAGGUGGUCAGUCCCAAGCUGUUACAGAUGGCAGAUUCAUCCAGAUCAUACGGCAAGGGUCGCAGCCGAUGGGGCGGAGGUCGGGACCGGAGUUCCAGAGAUGACCAUGGUUCUCACAGCGGAUCACACAGUAGAGACCAUAGUUUUGGUGGCAGCAGUGGAAGAGGAAGUAGCAGCUCAGCAUUUGGCUCUCGUGGAGGACACCAAGAAGUAAGCGGUGGCUCAGACAGAUCUGCUGGCAGAGACCAGUUUGGCCGAGACAGACCAAACACUUACACUCAGCAGCAACAAAAGUCUGGCUUCUCCCAGCAACAGACGAGUUCAUUCAAUCCAGGAAGCUCUAAGUCCAACAUUUUCAACCAGUCUGCCCAGCCUUCUGCCUCAGCAGCCUCCAAUACUUUCAGUACAGGCUUCCAGAAUAACGCUGGCAAGUCAUUACUGGGAACUCCUGGUAACUUCCAGUCACAACAGGGGGGAGGCUUCCAACCUGACAUGACCAACAACAGUCAGUCCAUGUAUGGGCAGCAACAACAACAGCAGCAGAACUGGGGUCAGUUCAGACCACCUCUACCCAUGGGCAACCCUCCACAGAACCAGCGCUAUUAA